This is a messenger RNA of Neocloeon triangulifer, 3060 nucleotides long. RefSeq lists its product as uncharacterized. The record is from RefSeq and is a predicted model, not a curated record. Gene Ontology annotation, molecular function: L-proline transmembrane transporter activity; L-alanine transmembrane transporter activity. Gene Ontology annotation, biological process: L-alanine transport; amino acid transmembrane transport. Gene Ontology annotation, cellular component: vacuolar membrane. Bases 137 to 1429 code for a protein of 430 amino acids. The transcript has 8 exons. Lineage: Eukaryota; Metazoa; Arthropoda; Insecta; Ephemeroptera; Baetidae.
GUGGUUUCUCGAUAGAAGAAGAAGAAGCGCCUUUGCUUAUCCUGCUGCACGUUCCGUCUGGGUCAGUACAAAAGUGAUAACCAAAUGAUUGACACCAUCUGAUCUCCACCAAACUUGUGCACCGCCAACACUAAACAUGAAGCUCAAAAUAUUCGAGAGAUUUGAGCAACAACAAGACGGCCCGGCCAAAGCUCAGGGUAUUGCAAUAUGGCAAGCGGCGAUUUUCAUUGCGGCACAAAUCGCGGGGAGCGGCGUUUUGGCCCUGCCCAAGGCGGCCAGCGACGCAGGUGGAUGGCUUGGAUUGGGCAUCAUGUUAGUGUUGUGCGUGAAUGCAACUUUUGCGGGCGCCCACUUGGGGUUGUGCUGGGCCAUCGCCGAGCGCCACUACCCAGACCUGAAGACGCACAUUCGCAAUCCGUACCCCACCCUGGGCGAAAAGGCGUACGGCCGCUGGCUCAGCAUAGUGAUUUCCGUGGCCAUGCAGGUUGAGCUGAUUGGCACAGGCACCGUCUUCCUCUUGCUGUCCGCACAAAUCAUCGAAACGCUGCUGCUGCCCUAUGAACUGAGCGUCAACGCGUGCGUCUGGCUGCCAACACUUGCAGCCUUCCUCUGUCCCGCCAUGUGGCUCGGCUCGCCAAAGGACUUCUGGCAAUUUGGUGUUGGAGCUCUGCUGACGACUUUGACGACAUGUAUCAUAGCUACCGUUGAGAGCAUCAAUGACGCUGCUACAGGACUUCUACCUCCUCCGGACACAUCAGUCACACUUACUCCGAAGAGCUUUUUCCUCGGAUUCGGUGUGAUUAUCUUCAGUUUUGGCGGUGCCUCGACCUUCCCCACGAUUCAAAACGAUAUGCGCCAUCGAGAAAAAUUCCCGAUCAGCGUGAUGGUCGCUUUUGCGGCCAUCAUCACCAUGUAUGUCCCGGUGACGGCGGCCGGCUUCGCUGUCUACGGACACGACGUCCAGUCGAGCAUCCUCAACUCCAUCUCCUCCGGCCCGGCAGUGGUGGCUGCGCAAAUUCUGAUUGCGAUUCACUUGGUCACGGCGUUCGUCAUCCUCACCAACCCUGCAACCCAGUACAUCGAGCACCUCCUCAAUAUUCCCCACAAAUUCGGCUGGAAAAGGUGUUUGGUGCGCACAUGCGUCUUGCUGCUCAUGGUGUUCAUCGGCGAAACGGUGCGAGACUUCGGCAAAGUGCUCUCUCUGGUCGGUGGCUCCACCACAACCCUGCUCAACAUGGUCUUCCCGCCUAUAAUCUACCUCAAGUUCAAAUCAACUCUCGAGCCCGAAAGCACUGUUCCACUCUGGAGAAAAAUUUAUCUCUUGGUUAUCCUGGUGAUAGGACUUGUAGGCGGCGUGGCGGCCACGUACAGCGCCAUCCUUGACAUUGUUGGCCCACAGUCCUUCAGGAAGCCGUGUUAUAUUCCGUGACUCAUUUAAAUUUAAUUUCUUCUGGAAGCUGUGUUGAUAUUUCACAUCUGUUUUAUUUUUAUUACUUGUAUUUUGAAAUCAUCAUAGAGCAUACAUUAUUUUCAUAUGUACUUAAAUAGAUUUAUUUUAUAUUCGGAACUAUAAAUCGUAAGGUAUUAUUAAAGGAAACUCUAUAGUGUAAACUUUGGUAAGAGUUUAUUUUCCAUCCUUUUUUAUUUACAAGACUCAUUGAGGUUGCAUCAUCAUCUCUUUUAGUGUUAUCAUUACCACAGGGGGCUGGAACUCGCGGGGUUGCAUGUUUCUUUUAUUACAUUUUGAUUUAUUUAUUUAAGAGCUGAAAUUAAGUACACUGCGCAUAGAUUUAUAUCUUACAUGUGAGAUAGAAAGAGAGAGAGAGAGAGAGAGAGAGAGAUAGAUAGGAUGUGAAAGAGUUGAGAUAGUUUUAUAAAUUUUUGCGUUUUCUUUUUUAUGCAGAAACCAAAAUUGAUAAAAAUGAGCUUGCCACGGGUAACAAUACUAUGAGUUAGUUUCAUUAAACAGGUAAUACAACAACUCUCCAGCUAAACAAAUAAUAAUCAUAAGAAUAGUAACAAAUAAAUAAGAUCCACAUAUAUUGUUGAGUUGUGUGUGUGUAUGUGUGUGUGUGAAAUACCUCUUGCGAAAACAGACAUUCCAUCUAAGUUAUUACGUUUAACACAAGCUUUUUGACUUUGUGUGUAAAGUGUGUAUGUUUAAUCCAAAACACGAAAAUCAACUCCAUGUAGCGGAUCUUUCAAUAUUCACAACUGAUAGAAAGCACAGCUUCCUAAAAAAACAAUUUUCAGGAAAACCGAAAGGUUUCACAGAGCGUCGCAUUUAUUAAUUAAGUCGCCAGGUAAAAAUUAAAGUAAACAUUUUGAUGCGUGAGUUGAUAUUUUUCUUUGUUUAAUUAAGGGCACAGGUUAAUUAAGGGAGUCCCUAACUUUUCAAACACAAGCUAGGGAAAAGUUAGGCUCUUUAAAGUUGAAAAGAGACAGCAAAAUGAACGGCUCUUGAAAUGAAAUUAAAAAUUUGACUUGAAAAUCGUGUAGCAAGAUUACUGCAAUAUUCACACAUGAAAAUGCGCUCGCCCUUUAUACAUUUUGAUGCCUCUUCUAUGGAUAAAUGCGUUUUAGCAUUGUGCUCUCACAACAACUGUCAUUAUUAGUAAGUCAAUCAAUUUUUCUUGUGAACAUUUUCAAUAAAAAUGAUACCAAAUCAUCCCUUGAAAGCAAGUUUAUAAUGCGUUUAUUUCUUGUUGGUUGAGUGGCCGAGGUGUUUUAAUGCUUAAUUAGUUUUCCGGUUUUUAGAAUAUUUGGGUAAAAUUUAACAACACAAUGUAGUGUUACAUUGCUAUAUUUAUUACAUUAAUUUAUGUACCGAUGCUUAUCGCUAUAUAUGAUAAUAAGAAUAUAAUUCUUCAAUUUUAAUACUUUCCUCUGAUGCGAUUUUGAAAUGGUGCGUUUGAUUAACAUUUGCAAAACGAUUUUUCUCUUUUGUUAUUUAUAUUAACAGAAAACAACAACGAUAUAAUUGAAAAUUUUUAAAAGGUAAAAAUUCAACAUUUUAGAUCUCUGAUAAAAUAAUCACUCGCUUUUAAUAUAUAUUUUUUU